AUGAGUCCUCCAUCUAUUAGUUCCAAGAAGUCUGCCUCAUCUGGAUCCUCCCAAAGUACCAAGAGGGAGCCCAGUCCUGCCAGUACUCAACCAGCUGAGGCUGCCAAGGCAGCGCCAGCCAAGCCUACUGAGACUCCUGCCGCUAAACCUCAGGCUAUUGCCACGUCCACUGGACCGCUCAUCCACACCAAGAUCGAGGAAAUUGCUCCUGGAGUCGACCGUUUGGUUGAAGCGUUCCACUCCAAGCAAAAGUCACACUCGCUCCAGUACAGAUUGAACCAAUUGAGAAACUUGUACUUCGCCAUCAAGGACAAUGUCGAGCCUAUCUGCGAUGCCUUGUACAAGGACUUCUACAGAGUGCCUUCGGAAACCAGAAACUUCGAAGUAAAUGUUUCGCUCAACGAAUUGGUCCACACCAUGGCCCAUUUGCACAAGUGGGCCAAGCCGGACCCUGUCACUGAUACCGGUAUUAGCCAAUCCACCAGCAAUGUGUACGUGGAGAAGAUUCCUUUGGGGGUUGUGUUGAUCAUCUCACCAUUCAAUUAUCCUCUCUUCCUCACAGUGGGUGCCAUGGUUGGUGCCAUUGCUGCUGGUAACGCGGUUGUAUUGAAGCUCUCCGAAUCCACCCCCCAUUUCAGUCAGUUAUUCACUGAAAUCGUCUCAAAGGCUCUCGAUCCAGAAAUUUUCUAUGCGGUCAACGGUGCCAUUCCUGAAACUACCGCUCUUUUGGAGCAGAAGUUCGACAAGAUCAUGUACACUGGUAACGGAGUCGUGGGUAGAAUUGUCGCCAAAAAGGCAGCAGAAACUUUGACACCUGUUACCUUGGAAUUGGGUGGAAAAUCACCAGCCUUCGUCUUGGAAGAUGUCAAGGACAGUGACAUUCCAACCAUUGCCAGAAGAAUCGCUUGGGCGCUGUUCAUGAAUGCUGGCCAAACUUGUGUGGCUGUUGACUACGUUGUUGUUCACGCUUCCCGCCAUGAUAAAUUGGUUAAGGAAAUAGUCAGAAUCAUUAAAGAAGACUUUUUCCCAAGCCUUACUAAGGAUGAACCUCAAUUUACCCAUAUUAUUCAUGACAGGGCAUAUGCUAAUCUCGUCAAGAUAAUUGAAAGCUCCAAGGGAAACAUCCUUGUGGGUGGUAAAGGUGAUGCUUCCAAGAGAUUCAUCCCACCAACAGUUAUUGACAAUGUGGACUGGAGUGACUCUACAAUGAGACAAGAAAUUUUUGGUCCCGUUUUGCCAAUCAUUUCUUACACAGACUUAGGUUCGACUUUAAUAACUAUCCAAAAGAAGUUUGAUACUCCAUUGGCUCAAUACGUCUUCACCAGUAAGUCUACCUCAAGACACAGCAACCCACAACUUGAUCAAAUUUUGACUGCUAUUAGAUCUGGUGGUCUCAUGAUUAAUGAUGCUGUUAUGCAAAGUGCUUUGAGCAAUGCUCCUUUCGGAGGUGUUGGAGAGUCGGGACAAGGUUCUUAUCAUGGAUUGUACUCGUACAAAAACUUUACUCACGAAAGAACAACGAUUGAACAAAAGUUAUGGAACGAUUUUUCCUUGAAAUCAAGAUAUCCACCUUAUAACUCAAAGAAGGAUAAUUUGAUUGGAAUUGCUAGUGUGGAUUACAAUAACAAGGUGUGGUUUGGAAGAACCGGUAACGUCAACGUUGGGGGCCCAAGCUCUCUUUUCACCUUCUGGACAAGUUUAGCAGGGAUUUCCGCUUUGGUAUACUAUGUUGCUCAAGGUGUUUGA
Suhomyces tanzawaensis NRRL Y-17324 is the source of this 1746-nucleotide messenger RNA. Its product is annotated as hexadecenal dehydrogenase. The transcript has a single exon. The record is from RefSeq and is a predicted model, not a curated record. Bases 1 to 1746 code for a protein of 581 amino acids. Gene Ontology annotation, biological process: aldehyde metabolic process. Gene Ontology annotation, cellular component: cytoplasm. NCBI's taxonomy places the organism in Eukaryota, Fungi, Ascomycota, Pichiomycetes, Serinales, Debaryomycetaceae. Gene Ontology annotation, molecular function: aldehyde dehydrogenase (NAD+) activity.